GAAAGACCGAGGGUGCAUCUGCGAGCCUGACCCGCAGACGUUCGGAUGGGCACUUGUAUUGGAAAGAUGCGCAGGUGCAAACUGCAAGCCGGGAGCGGCACGCGCUGCGUGGUGCCAGUGGACAGGGUUUCGCUGAGAUUGAUCUGAGCAGCGGCCUCGGCCUCGCUCGCAGGCAUCUUCUGGAGGUCACCCUGCGGGGCCCAGGCACCCGCCUGCCCCGGCGCCGGGCUGUCCAGCACCUCCGGGGUUAAAGCGCCGCAGACCGACCUGGGUGGGGCUGGGGGAUGGGGCGGAGGCGUCCUCGGCGGGUCCGCCGCCCAGGAACCCCCACAGGCCAAGCCUCCCAGCUUCUCGGAGGGCGCCCGCAGCCGGGGACCCCCCCACCCACCCACCCAGGGCAAGCUCCCAGCCUCCCCGAGGGCGCCUCACCCCAGGGCCCAGCCGCUGCCGGCCCUUCAGAGAAGCGGGGACGUUUGGAAAGGCGCAGCCGCACCUCGGACCCCUCCGCGGCCCCGCGGAGCACGCGAAGUUCGGGGAGGAAGCUGAGCGCGGCGCGCGCCUGGCGGCCCGCGGGCCGGAUGACUAAGUUUGGCCGCGCGCCCCGCCGCCGGUUGCCUUUUAUGGCGGACUCGCCGGCAGCGGACGUGGCCGCCGGGCCCCCCCGGCCAGGGGCUGCGGGCACAGCUCGGAGGGGGCAGGCGGCGGCGGGGGGCUGCGGGCGCUCCCCCCGAGGGCCGCCCAUCCUCCCCCCACCUCUCUACUCCCGCCCCCACCCGGCCAGGCCCAGCCUGCCCGAUUUACUGAGAGGGAAACUGAGGCCCACGCAGGGGCGGAGCCCUGCCAAGGUCACAUCGCACCACGGCGGGGUGGCACCCGAAGACACCCACAGGCCCUGCUUCUCAGCCUAGGGCCAGGCCAGAGGUGACUCACGCUCCCAAGGGCGUGCGGCUGCAUUUAUUGAGCACCCACUGUUUGCCUCCUGGCCUCCAGAUUUCUGGGCCUCACAGCAGUCCUUUGAGUGCGGGUCUGGGUCCUCGAACCACAGCCCGAUGCGGGUUAUCCCCGGAGGGAGAAGCAGCUCUCCCUCUUCCUCCCCCCUCACCUGCCCCGGCUGGCUGUUGUGCUUUACAUUUGCACAAACUCAGGAAAUGAAAAUCAUCUCCCCAUUUAACAGAUGGUAAACUGAGGCUGUGAGCCCCAGGUCAGGGGAGCUAAGUGGCAAUGCGAGGGGCCUAACCUGAGUAUAUCUGGGAGCGGGUAACCCGGUCCUGGGGGUGUCAGAACGCAAACGCGCCCCGCACGGAAUAGAAUUCCUGUGGUCUAAGGCGAGCUGAGUCUCCGGGUGACCUCGCGGCCCAUGUGCGGUCUCCUGAUGGGUCCUCAGCCCCCGCCCGGGGCCCUGCCACGCUGUGGGCCUCCGUUUGUUACAACGGAAAACGGGGGGCGUCCAGGGGGCCCGGCUUGGAGGGGGAAGCGCGCUCGGGGUGGUGGUCUGAGAGGAGAGGGGCAGGGAUUUCGAAAACCCCGGCGCUGGGCUGCGCCCCCCUCCCCACCCGGGGCCCCCAGGCCCGCGACCACUCCCGGCGGGGAGGGGUGUGGGGGGC
Molecule: messenger RNA, 1604 nt
Organism: Hippopotamus amphibius kiboko
Lineage: Eukaryota; Metazoa; Chordata; Mammalia; Artiodactyla; Hippopotamidae
Product: basic proline-rich protein-like
Exons: 2
Coding region: 285-908 (207 amino acids)
Source: RefSeq, a predicted model, not a curated record